AACAUUAUUUCCUUCGACCUAACUCGGCAAGGUUACCUUCCCUUCCCUUUCCCUUUAACUAUAUUCCUAACAAGUCAAGCAAAAAAAGCCACACCACUCACCCGCCGUACUACUGAAAACCGCCAUAAAACAGCCUCUGCGAGGUUGGUUAUUCAAACUGUGUAAUUUGGAUUUCACACCAAUGGAUAACUAUUUGAAGGAGUUCGAAUUGGAACCGAAAGAUCGUUCCAUUGAAGCACUGAGUAGAUGGAGAUCUGCGGUCUCAGCCUGGGUCAUCAAGAACCGCCGCAGGAGGUUCCGCAAUGUUGUAGAUCUCGUUAAACUAACACUUGCCGAGGAGAAGAAGAAGAAAAUACAGCAUAAACUAAGGAGCAUUCGGGUUGUUGUCCAAGUUCAUCGGGCAAAAGAUCUUUUAAAGAAUGCUAUUAGUUCAGCAGUUGAAUACGAGCUAUCGGAAAAGACAAGAGAAUCUGGUUUCAGAAUUGAACCAGAUGAUAUAGCAACGCUUGUUUCUGCCCAUGAUCUAAAGAACUUUAAAAAAAUCGGCAGAGCUGAAGGGAUUGCGAGGAAACUCUCAGUCUCUGUGAACGAUGGUGUUAGUCAAGAUAGUAUACAUAAUAGGCAACAAAUUUAUGGACUUAACCGCUACACGGAGAGACCUUCAAAAUCUUUCUUGAUGUUUGUUUGGGAGGCAUUGCAUGACUUAACACUAAUCAUUCUCAUAGUUUGUGCUCUAGUUUCUAUAGCUAUAGGGCUUCCCACUGAAGGAUGGCCAAAGGGUGUUUAUGAUGGUCUUGGUAUCAUACUUAGUGUGUUUUUGGUUGUUACUGUUACUGCUAUUAGUGACUACCAGCAAUCCUUGCAAUUCAGGGAUUUGGACAAAGAGAAGAAAAAGCUCUUUGUCCAGGUGACCAGGGAUGGGAAGAGACAGAAGGUUUCUAUUUACGAUUUGGUAGUCGGAGAUAUUGUCCAUUUGUCAACUGGUGAUCAAGUUCCAGCUGAUGGAGUUUUUGUAACUGGAUACUCAUUACUAAUUGAUGAAUCAAGUUUGUCAGGUGAGAGUGAACCAGUAAAUAUAGAUGAACAAAAACCUUUUCUUCUUGCGGGAACCAAAGUGCAGGAUGGUCAGGGAAAGAUGAUAGUUACAACAGUUGGCAUGAGGACUGAAUGGGGGAAGUUGAUGGAAACUUUAAGUGAGGGAGGUGAGGAGGAGACUCCAUUGCAAGUGAAAUUGCAUGGAGUUGCAACAAUUAUUGGGAAAAUUGGGUUGGCUUUUGCCGUGUUGACAUUUAUCGUGUUGACAAUAAGGUUUCUUGUUGAGAAAGCAGUCUCUGGUGACUUUAGUAGUUGGUCUAUGAAUGAUGCAAUGAAACUGCUGGACUACUUUGCUAUUGCAGUGACCAUAAUAGUUGUCGCAAUUCCGGAAGGAUUACCAUUAGCUGUGACACUUAGUCUUGCUUUUGCAAUGAAAAAAUUAAUGAAUGACAAGGCACUUGUGAGACAUCUUUCCGCAUGUGAGACUAUGGGUUCUGCAAGUUGCAUUUGCACAGACAAGACAGGAACAUUGACCACUAACCAUAUGGUUGUGAACAAGAUUUGGGUAUGCGAAAAAGAGGCCGAGAUCAAAGGUAAUGAGAGUGCAGAGAAGCUGAAAACAGAGAUACCUGAGGAAGUAAUGAACAUCCUUUUGCAGGCUAUAUUUCAAAAUACAUCUUCUGAAGUAGUUAAGGAUGAAACCGGUAAUAACACAAUAUUGGGAACACCAACAGAAUCAGCAUUGUUGGAAUUUGGUUUGCUCACAGGUGGUGAUUUUGAUGCACAGCGCAGUACCUAUAAGAUAAUUAAGGUUGAGCCUUUCAAUUCAGUUCGGAAGAAGAUGUCUGUGCUUGUGAGUCUUCCUAAUGGAGGAGUCAGAGCUUUCUGCAAAGGAGCAUCAGAAAUAAUACUAAGAAUGUGUGACAAAAUUAUUGAUUCUAAUGGAAAUGCUGCUGAUCUUCCUGAAGAACAGGCGAAAAAAGUUAAUGAUGUCAUAAAUAAUUUUGCCUCUGAAGCUCUGAGAACUCUUUGUUUGGCUGUUAAAGAUAUAGACGCAACAGAAGGGGAAAGCAGUAUCCCUGAUCAUGGCUAUACUCUGAUAGCAAUUGUAGGAAUCAAGGAUCCUGUGCGGCCCGGGGUCAGGGAAGCUGUUCAAACUUGUUUAGCAGCUGGAAUAACCGUCCGUAUGGUGACCGGUGAUAACAUCAAUACAGCUAGAGCCAUAGCUAAAGAAUGUGCUAUACUCACCGAGGGUGGUGUAGCUGUAGAAGGACCAGAGUUUCGAAACUUGUCGCCGGAGCAAAUGAGAGAUAUCAUACCAAAUAUUCAGGUAAUGGCACGUUCCCUACCGCUUGACAAGCACACUUUAGUAUCCAAUUUGAGGAAUAUGUUUGGUGAGGUUGUAGCUGUAACUGGUGAUGGAACCAAUGAUGCUCCUGCACUGCAUGAGGCAGACAUUGGACUUGCCAUGGGGAUCGCUGGAACUGAGGUUGCCAAAGAAAAUGCUGAUGUGAUUAUAAUGGAUGAUAACUUCACUACUAUCGUUAACGUGGCCAAAUGGGGACGUGCCAUAUACAUAAACAUACAAAAAUUUGUGCAGUUUCAGCUAACUGUAAAUAUUGUUGCUCUGGUUAUCAACUUUGUUUCUGCAUGCAUCACUGGAUCUGCGCCACUCACAGCUGUUCAGUUGCUUUGGGUAAAUUUGAUUAUGGACACAUUGGGUGCACUGGCUCUGGCUACUGAGCCUCCCAAUGAUGGACUAAUGGAAAGACCCCCAGUUGGAAGAAAAGCAAGUUUUAUCACCAAACCAAUGUGGAGGAAUAUCUUUGGUCAGAGUUUGUAUCAAUUGAUUGUCCUUGCACUUCUCACUUUUGAUGGGAAGAGGCUACUGGGACUUACUGGUUCAGAUGCAACUCAAGUGCUCAACACUUUGAUCUUCAACUCCUUUGUAUUUUGCCAGGUAUUCAAUGAGAUAAACAGCAGAGAAAUUGAAAAGAUAAACAUAUUCAGAGGCAUGUUCGACAGCAAGAUAUUCUUUGCUGUCAUUUUCUCGACAGUGGCAUUUCAAGCAAUCAUAGUCGAGUUCCUGGGAACCUUUGCGAGCACGGUACCUCUGAACUGGCAGCACUGGUUGCUCAGUGUAUUAAUUGGAGCAGUCAGCAUGCCCAUAUCUGCUAUUCUCAAGUGCAUUCCAGUUGAAAGAGACACAACAACAAAGAACCAUGAUGGUUAUGAAGCACUUCCAUCUGGUCCGGAGCUUGCUUAAUUUUUUUCCUCUUUCUUUAUUUCUUUUGGCAAUCAUGGAUUAAAUUUUGAGCCUAUUAUGACAUACAAUUGCACUCUACGCAAA
This is a messenger RNA of Arachis duranensis, 3385 nucleotides long. RefSeq names its product calcium-transporting ATPase 4, plasma membrane-type. The transcript has 7 exons. Gene Ontology annotation, biological process: calcium ion transmembrane transport. The coding region runs from base 182 to 3301 and encodes 1039 amino acids. The record is from RefSeq and is a predicted model, not a curated record. Gene Ontology annotation, cellular component: membrane; intracellular membrane-bounded organelle. Gene Ontology annotation, molecular function: ATP binding; calmodulin binding; ATP hydrolysis activity. Lineage: Eukaryota; Viridiplantae; Streptophyta; Magnoliopsida; Fabales; Fabaceae.